Blumeria graminis f. sp. triticale is the source of this 366-nucleotide messenger RNA. NCBI's taxonomy places the organism in Eukaryota, Fungi, Ascomycota, Leotiomycetes, Helotiales, Erysiphaceae. The record is from the annotation of a GenBank genome assembly.
AUGGCACCAGUCGAGCCCAUAAUACCCAAGUUCCUUGUUUCCGGAACCAAACUACACUUCGGUCAUGGAAAAGGCUCUCAGGCCAUGGCGCAUUCAGUGACUCGCAGCGAAGUUGUAGCACGCGAUAUAUCAAAAGCCUUUCUCGUGGCCACCUGUUUUUUGAUCGGCAUGCUAGCUGCUAGCAUCUUCAUCGCUGGUAUCACAAUGUGCCGCAGAUAUGUCAAGAAAUGCCGCAUGCAACGCGAGGCAAAUUUGCAGAGGGAACGUGACGCCCUCAGUGAGUUCGAGAAGUUCGAGGAAGAUUCGCAGGCAUCUCACUGGGACACCUACGUCGUUCCAGAAUCGCACAGAGACCAAGAAUGGUGA